Molecule: messenger RNA, 3578 nt
Organism: Cercospora beticola
Lineage: Eukaryota; Fungi; Ascomycota; Dothideomycetes; Mycosphaerellales; Mycosphaerellaceae
Source: RefSeq, a predicted model, not a curated record
GAGGCGAGAGGGGAGAGAGGAGAGGUGUGCGAGAGGCGUGCGAUAUACGGAUCGCCCAUGCGGAUGACAAGCCGAUGGUUCCUAGAUUGAAGUGACCCUUUGUGGCACAUGCACACCCUACGGACUCGUUCAAUUUUGCUUUUUCCCUUGUUUUACUUGCAGUCGCUGCUGUAAUGGAGGAUCCACUGUAGUUAGACUAGGCCAUGUUGAUGAUACGAAUUGGUAUUACCAGCCAGCCUAUCGGGGUCAUUACUAUCUCAAAGCGGGCUUUGCUGGAAAGCUCGUGUCUCGACGCCCGGAACUGUGUAAACAGAUGUUUCUUUGUUUUUCUUCUUCGCGUAUGGGGCAUAGUCAGACUUGCCUUGUGAUCCACAGCCUUGGGGAGAGGUGGAUGCUUGUUCUUGUAAUGGCACUCUAUGUUCGAGGGUUGUGCGACUGUGGACUUUUCGAUCUCUCGGAAACUGCCAUGCGUUUGUGAGUCAAAGAGGAGUGCCAAAACAGUGGAUGUUGCAACACUCCCGACAUCACAAUCGACAAGAACGGGAAAGCGAAGGUUCCCGAAUCGAUGGGUAUCGGUAUGAACACGAUGGAAAUUUUUAAGAAAGUGCCAAUCGGUGACGCCUUCUCGAUCUCAAACCAGACCAGCUCUCCAUCCCUUGGCUUGGCUCCCUCUCAACAAGACGGGCUGUGUAGGAUUUGAGGCUGUACAGUAUCCUUGCAGUCGGACAUGUUGCUGGAGAGAGAAAGCAUUUAGCCGGCCUGCUACUGUAUAUCCCUCAUCGAGACACGUGCCGGAGGGAUGGAGGUGGUCCCGGACCAGAUGAGGAAGCAUACAAGAGAUCAAAGCCACGAUGCCAAUGAACUCUCCGCAGCAGUCCCUGGGAUGCCAAUUUCGGUGAAAGGGUUGCUCCGUUCGCGGUGAAUAUGCGUGGGCGGGAGACAGAGCAUUUCUUCCUUCACGGCUCGUUCGAGCGUCUCGCCGAGGUAUGCCUGCUGGUAUGAGGCAGAUCUCAGACGUGGCUGUAGUCCGUGGUACAAUGUGCAGUACUGCAGAGCACAGAAGAUCUAACCGCCCUAUCUCAUCGAAACACGUGCGGCAGAUGACUGUGAUUGGGGUGGGCUUGCACAGCCUCAGUUAGCGGGCUUGGCAUGCCCGGAAGUUCAGGUUGGAGUGAGGCCGUGAGGUCAUGGGCGCAAUAUUGCAGAACUCUGCUGCCCGCUCACUCAUCGUCUCCGUCGCAGCGCAUCGACUCGCCCACGCGUUUCCGAGAGCCAUUGGAAGAGGAUUGACCAGGAGUGGCACUGCGCCAACGCGACCUCUCAUCACGGCUUUCUCAGAGCAAGCCGCGCGGAACGGACAAAGAGCUGGAGUUGCACGCUGGAGCUUGGUUUGAGAGCUUUCGGGACGAAACACUAGCAGAUCAACCGAUCUCCUUGUCUGCUGUCGGCCAAGACUCUAAGCUCGUCAAUCAAGCAAGCAAGCAGCCCAGCACAUCGUCGAAGCUCCCGUCUCGUUACACACACAGGAGACGACAGAGACGUCUCUUCGUCCCCCUCCCCGACGUCCAAAACCAUGAGUAGUGAGUUCUCCCCGCCCGCCCUUGUCUUCCAUCGCCGUCAGCGCAUCGCUCUCUUCGCCGCCUCACCUCAUCAUCCCUCCGCCUCAUCUCAUCACACCUUCGCUGCGCCGACCUUGGCGUGCUCAUCUCACCUGGGGCGUGGUAUUUCCCGGCGAGAGACGGUGAUUUCUCGCGAUCAGCGCUAGACCGAGCCAAGUCAACCCUCAACUCUGUACGCCCAAGAGCCAUCGCCCAGCGCGCUUCUAUUGCACGCCACGGCGGCGAGGCAUCUCUUGGCUCCGUCUGUCCAGCCACUACACGCCGGGAACAAAGGUCGCGCGCCUCCCUCAUCACCGUCAUCACGAGCCUCAUUCGCCGCAUCAACGAUACCGCCGCCUAGCAACGUCGACUACCCUAUACUAAUGCGCCGUGUCGCGACGCAGGCAGCAUCAAGCGAGCCAUUCGCCGCACCAGCACCGCCCUCAGCAACUUCAGCACGAAUAAGCAAACCACCAACACAUCCUCCGACAUGCCAUACGAUCCGCGGCCCAAUGGCCACGGGCAGCAAGAGUCGGACGAGCGCACACCUCUCGUGAACCAGUCGAGUAUAUUGGGCAACUCGGCACGAUCAGGGACGGAGAGGGAAGGAAGCUCACCAUCAAAGGACUCGAGGUGGUAUGUCCGCAUCCCGAGCAACUUCCUGCGCCUGACAUGGUUGACGCUGGCGAGCAACUAUGUCAACGUGCUGCUCGUGGCCGUCCCGGCCGGUAUUAUCGUGGGCGCGAUGGAGUUGAACCCAACAGCUGUGUUCGUCAUCAACUUCUUCGCCAUUGUACCAUUGGCCGGGUUGUUGAGCUUUGCGACCGAGGAAUUGUCGUGUAAGCUUGGUCAGACAUUAGGUGGACUGAUGAAUGCCACGUUCGGGAAUGCUGUCGAGUUGAUUGUCUCCAUUGUCGCACUCCGCAAGGGCGAGAUCCGAAUUGUCCAAGCCAGCAUGCUGGGCUCGAUCUUGUCUAAUAUCCUGCUGGUGCUCGGUUGCUGCUUCAUCGCAUCGGGAGUUCGACGCGGCCAGAGCACAUUCAACGAGACCGUGGCAUCGACCAUGUCAUCGCUCAUGGCAGUUGCCGCCACGUCCUUGAUCAUCCCUGCCACCAUGUACGCCGCGCUUAGCAACAGCAGCAAGGACUCCGUUGCGAACAUCCUGAUCCUCUCGCGCGGAACCGCCAUCAUCAUGCUCAUUCUCUACGUUUUGUACUUGGUGUUCCAGCUCAAGACACACGCCCAUCUUUUCGACGCGGAGCAACAAGAAGGCGAAGAAGGUGGAGAAGGCGAGGAACCAGAGAUCCUCGGCCCAGUUCCCGCUACAAUCUGCCUGGUCCUGGUCACAGUUUUGGUCGCGGUAUGUGCCGAGUACCUGGUGGACAGCAUCGACUCCAUCGUGGCCUCAUCUGGGGUCAGCAAGACAUUCAUUGGUCUGAUUCUCCUUCCAAUUGUCGGCAAUGCUGCGGAGCAUGUUACCGCUGUGGUGGUAGCCUACAAGGACAAGAUGGACCUCGCCAUUGGUGUCGCCAUUGGAUCCUCCAUGCAAAUUGCUCUUUUCGUCACUCCUUUCCUGGUUAUCUUGGGCUGGAUCAUUGGUCAGGAAAUGACUCUUCAUUUCCAGGGUUUCGAAACGGUCGUCUUUUUCCUUAGUGUUUUGGUGGUAAACUACCUCAUCCAGGACGGCAAGAGCAACUACCUCGAAGGAUGUAUGUGCUUGGGAACGUACAUCAUUAUCGCUCUUGCGUUCUGGGUGUAUCCUGAAGAUGCUGGGGACAUCGGAAGCUUGGUCUCAUCUUUCUUUGGGAAUUGAGGGUGUUGUAUACGAAUAGCUUCUGGCAAAGCCUCGGACACAGACUGAAGGAACUUGAGGCGGUGACUGGGGCACACAUGAUCGUCCCGGCUUUGUUCAUAGGGGCAGAGGGAGGAGACCGAUCCCCAGGGUGUAUAAUAUGAUUGAGAAAAGAGAAACCAGUCGAA